Molecule: messenger RNA, 1637 nt
Organism: Oryctolagus cuniculus (rabbit)
Lineage: Eukaryota; Metazoa; Chordata; Mammalia; Lagomorpha; Leporidae
Source: RefSeq, a predicted model, not a curated record
GCUCCCAGCCGCGCGAGGGCGGGGAGGAGCGGGCCGAGGAAGACGCUCCGGCCGGCCGUGCGUCCCCGAGCCUCGGGCGCUCGCGCAGUUGUGCAGGCGCGCGCGAGCCCUCCGCGGCGGCGGCUGCGGCUCCGGCUGCGCCUUCCCGGUCCCCAGCUCCGGUGUGCGCGCCGGCGCGGAGCGUGUGCCUGGCAGGUGUGUCCGCCGUGACUCUGCCCAGGAGAAGCAGCCACCGGAGAUGGAUGUCUCGCUCUGCCCAGCCAAGUGCAGCUUCUGGCGGAUGCUUCUGCUGGGCAGCGUCUGGCUGGACUACGUGGGCUCGGCGCUGGCCUGCCCGGCCAACUGCGCCUGCAGCCGGACCGAGAUCAAUUGCCGGCGGCCGGACGACGGGAGUCUCUUCCCGCUGCUGGAGGGGCAGGAUUCGGGGAGCAGCAACGGGAACGCCAGCGCCAACAUCACCGACAUCUCCAGGAACAUCACCUCCAUACACAUCGAGAACUGGCCCAGCCUGCACACGCUCAAUGCCGUGGACAUGGAGCUCUACACUGGACUGCAGAAGCUGACCAUCCGGAACUCGGGCCUGCGGAGCAUCCAGCCCAGAGCCUUCGCCAAGAACCCUCACCUGCGCUACAUAAACCUGUCAAGUAACCGGCUCACCACCCUCUCCUGGCAGCUCUUCCAGACGCUGAGUCUCCGGGAACUGAGGCUGGAGCGGAACUUCUUCAACUGCAGCUGUGACAUCCGCUGGAUGCAGCUGUGGCAGGAGCAGGGCGAGGCGCGGCUCAACAGCCAGGACCUGUACUGCGUGGGUGCCGACGGCACGCAGCUGCCGCUGUUCCGCAUGAACAUCAGCCAGUGUGACCUUCCUGAGAUCAGUGUGAGCCACGUCAACCUGACAGUCCGGGAGGGGGACAAUGCUGUCGUGACCUGCAACGGCUCUGGAUCGCCCCUGCCUGACGUGGACUGGAUCGUCACCGGCCUCCAGUCCAUCAACACCCACCAGACAAACCUGAACUGGACCAACGUGCACGCCAUUAACUUGACGCUGGUGAACGUGACCAGCGAGGACAAUGGCUUCACGCUGACCUGCAUCGCCGAGAACGUGGUGGGCAUGAGCAACGCCAGCGUCGCCCUCUCUGUGCACUACCCCCCGCGCGUGGUGAGCCUGGAGGAGCCCGAGCUGCGCCUGGAGCACUGCAUCGAGUUCGUGGUGCGCGGCAACCCCCCGCCCACGCUGCACUGGCUGCACAAUGGGCAGCCGCUGCGCGAGUCCAAGAUCAUCCACGUGGACUACUACCAGGAGGGCGAGGUCUCCGAGGGCUGCCUGCUCUUCAACAAGCCCACGCACUACAACAACGGCAACUACACGCUCAUCGCCAAGAACCUGCUGGGCACCGCCAACCAGACCAUCAGCGGCCACUUCCUCAAGGAGCCCUUCCCAGAGAGCACAGAUAUCUUUGACUUAGUUGCCGCUGAUGUGAGCCCCACGCCUCCUAUCACUGUGACCCACAAACCAGAGGAAGACACUUUUGGGGUGUCCAUCGCUGUGGGACUGGCUGCCUUUGCCUGCGUCCUGCUGGUCGUUCUCUUUGUCAUGAUCAACAAGUACGGGCGGAGGUCCAAGUUUGGAAUGAAAG